UCCAAUUGUGAAUACUCAAAAAGGAGGGCCCCAAGCCUACACUGAAUGAAAGAGUUACCAUCAAUCAUAUUCUAUCAUAGUUUAAUACAUCAUCAGCAAUGUCACAAUCUUUAAAACCAUACUUGACGGCCGUGAGAUCGUCAUUAACGGCAGCCAUAUGUGUUGAGGAUUUCUCAUCCCAAUUGGUGGAAAGACACAAUAGACCUGAAAUAGAGGUUGAUAAUACUCAUAAUCCUGAAUUAAUAUUGAAUCCCAUGGUGAUUGCUAGAAAUGAAAAUGAAAAGAUCUUAAUUGAACCAUCGAUUAAUUCAGUAAGAGUUUCGAUUAAGAUUAAACAAGCUGAUGAAAUAGAACAAAUCUUGGUUCAUAAAUUCACUCGAUUCUUAACUUCGAGAGCAGAGAAUUUCUUUAUUUUAAGAAGAGUCCCUAUAAAAGGGUAUGAUAUUUCAUUUUUAAUCACAAAUUUUCAUACUGAACAAAUGUUAAAGGAUAAAUUAGUUGAUUUCAUUAUAGAGUUUAUGGAAGAUGUGGAUAAAGAAAUUAGUGAAAUGAAAUUAUUCUUAAAUGCUAGAGCAAGAGUUAUCGCUGAAGCUUAUUUAACUCCAUUUGAUUAACUUAGGUCUAUUUUGUAAUAUAUACAUACACAUAUUAUACAUGAAUUGAAAUAUAAAAAAUAAAAUAUUAUAUAAUGAUG
This is a messenger RNA of Scheffersomyces coipomensis, 694 nucleotides long. RefSeq names its product Arc19p (gene ARC19). Gene Ontology annotation, molecular function: actin filament binding. The record is from RefSeq and is a predicted model, not a curated record. The coding region runs from base 99 to 614 and encodes 171 amino acids. NCBI's taxonomy places the organism in Eukaryota, Fungi, Ascomycota, Pichiomycetes, Serinales, Debaryomycetaceae. Gene Ontology annotation, cellular component: actin cytoskeleton; Arp2/3 protein complex. The transcript has 2 exons. Gene Ontology annotation, biological process: Arp2/3 complex-mediated actin nucleation; actin filament polymerization.